This is a messenger RNA of Cylindrotheca closterium, 1179 nucleotides long. The record is from the annotation of a GenBank genome assembly. Lineage: Eukaryota; Bacillariophyta; Bacillariophyceae; Bacillariales; Bacillariaceae.
AUGACAGUAACAGAAGCAAAAAUCUUGACUGUGGAAACAAUUCCAAAGUAUCUUGAAUCUCACUUGACGAGUUUGCAAGGUGUUGUCGAUACUUUGGAUGGCAUCGAGGUUACUACAAUUGCUGGUGGAAAUGUCAACUACGCAUUUUGUAUCAAGCUGGGCAAUGGAUCCACGAUCUUUUUGAAGCAAGCUCCAGAAUUCGUGGCUAUUUUCGGGCCCGAUGGCUUUCCUUUAACUUCCGAAAGGAUGCAGCGAGAAAUGGAUGUCUAUAACGAAUGGAAGGAUAUGUUGGGCGAGGAAUUAUCCAAGAAAUAUUUGCCAACAAUUCAUUUCUUUGACAAAAGCUGCAUGGUCGUCAUUAUGGAGUUUUUUGAUGGGUAUGACUUGUUGGAUCAUGUCUUGGUUGAUAGGGCCGGUGACUAUCAUCCAAACGUAGGUCAGUCCUUGGGGGACUUUUUGGGCAAAACCCAUGCAAGAACCCACGCAUCUAAGGUCUCCGCUGAACGAAAAGAGCACUUAAUUAAGCAUUAUGAGAACAGGGAAAUGAGAGAUAUUCAACUUGAAUUUGUCUUCACAAAAUGCUACAAGGAAGCUACGGACGAGCAACGUGCGGGGCUCGACGUGACACCAGAAUUCAUGGGUGAGAUUGAGCUCCUUAAAAAGCAGUAUGAUGGCGAAUCAUCUUCCAACUUGGUACUUUCGCAUGGAGAUAUUCAUCCCGGUAGUGUUAUGGUGGACUCCUCCGGAAAUACCAAGGUAAUAGAUCCGGAGUUCACUAUAUAUGGUCCACCUGGACUUGAUGUUGGCUCCCUUUUGUCUGGUUAUUGUCUCGGUGCCAUCCAUCAAGCGUAUUCCAACAAUCCGAAUGGUGUAGAUCGCAUUGUGGAUGGGGCAAAGGAAAUUUGGGACUCCUAUGCGAAAGCAAUGAAGGAAGAGGGGCUGGAAGAUUUUCUUCCUGCUAUUGAGGUCGAAUCUGUUGGCUUUACUGUAGCAGAGAUCUGCCGCACUGCUCUCGAAUUCGCAGGAGGCCGCAAAUGGCUACAAUUUGAAAAUGCCGACACGAAGGCCGCUGCGAAAAAGGCUGCCUUGCAAGUGGUUGGAAACUGCAUGAUUGCACGUCACAAGGGAGGUAUGGAUUUGCUCUUUUCAGAAACGAAAUCUGUUUCAGUCAGAAGAUAG